CCGGCGGCCGUGGAAGUGAGCCGCCAACCGGGAAGCGUGGGGGAUCGGUCCCGAAGCACGCAUGGGGCUGGGUCCGCGUUCGGCUCACAAGGGGCGGCGCCAGUUCGUGGGCGCCGGCCGACGGGGACGCGCGGCCCGGGGUUCGGGGCGUCCCCCUCCGGGCCGCGAUGAGCGUCCCCGGCUGCCGGCGGCGGCGGCCUCGCGCGCAGAGCAGGCCCCCGAGGCCCUCCCGCACCUGAGCCCGGAGGCGCUCGGCUAUUUCCGACGGGCGCUGUCAGCGUUGAAAGUGGCUCCCGACGCCGCGGAAGAACGAGAGUUGAUGGUGCGCAAUAUUUUGAAGGAAGUGGAGGCUCAGGCCCUAGCCUUGGCCACGAACAGGACUGGUAGCGAAAUGCUGCAGGAACUUUUGGGGUUCAGUCCUUUGAGACCUCUGUGUCGAGUGUGGGCUGCUCUGCGCCCCAACUUGCGCUUCGUGGCUUGUCAUCGAUGUGGGGUCCACGUUUUGCAAAGUGCUCUGCUGCAGCUGCCUCGGUUGCUGAGGAGUCCUGCAGAAGCGGAGGAUGAGGAUGAUGAUGAUGAGGAGGAGGAGGAUGGGAAGCAUGGUCCCUUGCAGACUCUGGAGGAGCUAGUCCUGGGACUAGCCGCUGAGGUGUGUGAUGAUUUUCUUUUCUUCUGUGGAGACACGCAUGGCAGCUUCGUGGUCAGAACUCUGCUGCAAGUGUUAGGAGGUACUCUUCUGGAGUCUGAGCGAGCCAGGUCCCGGGGUUCCCAGUCGUCUGAAACACAAAGGACCUCAGCUCGGGAAUGUAAGCCCACUGAUUUUGAAGUUCCUAAAACUUUCCUGAAUCGUCUUCAGGACCUGAGCACCUGCUUUCUGAAGGACAUUGCAGUAUUUAUCACCGACAAGAUCUCCAGCUUUUGUCUUCAAGUGGCCUUACAGAUCUUACACCACAGAUCACCUCAGCAUUGUGCCCAUCUCUGUGAUGCUGUGAUUGAUUACCUGAGUUCUCGGAAUUCUUCAGCAAGUGGCAGCCCUCUACUCCUGUUUCUUCGGGACCAGACGAGCUCCAGACUCCUAGAGCAGGUGCUGCUGGUGUUAGAGCCCGUGCGGCUCCAGCGCCUCUUUGAGGACCACUUCCAGGGCCAGCUGCACUCCUUGGCCGCGCAUCCCAUUGCUAACUUCCCUCUGCAGCGCUUACUGGAUGCAGUCACUUCCCCUGAGCUGCUGUCCCUUGUGUUUGAGGAGCUGAGUCCUGCCUUGGAAGCUGUGCUGGCCCAGGGCCACCCAGGGGUGGUUGUUGCUCUGGUGGAAGCCUGCCGCAGGGUUGGGACUCACCAAGCCCAGGUCUUGCAGCUGUUAAUGGAGGCGUUCCACUGUGCAGAGCCCUCAUCCCGGCAAGUCGCCUGUGUGCCUCUCUUUGCCUCUCUGUUGGCUUAUGAGGUAUACUAUGAACUGACAGAGGAGGAGGAGGGGGCGGUGCCUGCAGAGCAUCAGGUAGAGAUGGCCACAGCCAGAGCUCUGAGGGAGGUGACAGUGCUUGGGUCUCUUCUGCUCCAGCACUUGCUGUAUUUCUCCAACCCUGGACUUGUACUCCGGAGUCUGAGCGCCUUGACAGGACCUCAGCUCCUGGCUCUGGCCCAAAGCCCUGCUGGCUCUCAUGUAUUUGAUGCCGUCCUGACCAGCCCCUCUGUGACACAUAAGCAGCGUCGUCGUGUGCUGAAGAUCCUAAAGGGGCAGUAUGUGGCUCUUGCCUGUAGCCGCCACGGCAGCCGUGUCUUAGAUGCCAUCUGGAGUGGAGCAGCUUUGGGCGCUCGGAAGGAAAUUGCUGCUGAAUUGGGAGAGCAGAACCAGGAGUUGAUCCAGGAUGCUUUUGGCCACCACGUGGCCCGAAAUGUGGCCCUGACUACCUUCUUGAAGCGGCGACAGACUUGGGAACAGCAGCAGAGUGCUGUGGCCAAGCGGAGACGGGCAUUGAACUCUAUACUUGAAGACUGAGACCUCACGGUCUGGGAAUAGUGUCGAUGGGGGGUGACAGGACAUGCUUGUCCUUCCUGCUUUGAAUCGGAGUCUGGAGUCUUAUUGGAGCAGAUGUAGCAACACACACAAAACUGUAGUAACAUAAACAAAACUGUACGCCUGACACUCAGGAAAUUGAAACAAGAAUAUCAAGAAUUCACUGGGAUUAAAGGAGUGCCAACAAGGCAAAAAAACAAAAAACAAAACAAAACAACCAAGAAUUCAAGGCUAGCCUGGGCUAUGGCAGCCAGAUCCUGUUUAUCCCCAUGUCCAUCUGUCUGUACCAACACCCAUUCUUCCCCAGGCAUACUGGUAAACAUUUUUGUAUUUUU
Molecule: messenger RNA, 2349 nt
Organism: Peromyscus leucopus (white-footed mouse)
Lineage: Eukaryota; Metazoa; Chordata; Mammalia; Rodentia; Cricetidae
Gene: Nop9
Product: NOP9 nucleolar protein
Exons: 10
Coding region: 62-1996 (644 amino acids)
Biological process (GO): endonucleolytic cleavage in ITS1 to separate SSU-rRNA from 5.8S rRNA and LSU-rRNA from tricistronic rRNA transcript (SSU-rRNA, 5.8S rRNA, LSU-rRNA); ribosomal small subunit export from nucleus; endonucleolytic cleavage in 5'-ETS of tricistronic rRNA transcript (SSU-rRNA, 5.8S rRNA, LSU-rRNA)
Cellular component (GO): nucleolus; preribosome, small subunit precursor; 90S preribosome
Molecular function (GO): RNA binding
Source: RefSeq, a predicted model, not a curated record